AUGGACUACGCGGGCGGCGACGCGUACGACGGCGACUUCGGGUGCCACGAGCUGUUGAGCCCGUCGGUGCUGCCGGAGGGCAACCCCUACGAGUUCGGCGUGCCCCACGGCAAAGGGCGGCGCACCUUCGCCGACGGGUCCAUCUACGUGGGCGAGUUCGCCGAGGGCCGCGUGACCGGCAGGGGCCGCUACGAGUCGUCCGUCGGCGAGACCCUGGAGGGCACCUUCAUCGACGGCAUCCUGCACGGCAAGGAGGGCUACCUCCAGACCGUCAUCGGCGAGGAGUACCGCGGCGGCUUCGACCACGGCGCGUUCCACGGGUUAGGCAAGUACCGGAACCACAAACGCGACGAGUCCUACGAGGGCUGCUACAGGAGCGGCCAGAAGAGCGGCCGCGGCUUCGAGGUCUUCGCCGACGGCACGGAGUACGAGGGCUACUUCUUCCUCAACCACCGCUGCGGCCACGGC
Molecule: messenger RNA, 468 nt
Organism: Aureococcus anophagefferens
Lineage: Eukaryota; Pelagophyceae; Pelagomonadales; Pelagomonadaceae
Exons: 1
Source: RefSeq, a predicted model, not a curated record